Molecule: messenger RNA, 1330 nt
Organism: Nilaparvata lugens (brown planthopper)
Lineage: Eukaryota; Metazoa; Arthropoda; Insecta; Hemiptera; Delphacidae
Product: chymotrypsin-C
Biological process (GO): proteolysis
Molecular function (GO): serine-type endopeptidase activity
Source: RefSeq, a predicted model, not a curated record
UUCAAUCAUUUUAGUAAUGUGAAAGUUUCAAAAAUUAUCACACGGGAAUCAAAAUUGAAUGCUAAGAACAAAAUGUAAUCUCUCUUAUUCCAUUUCAAACAUUUUAAAUUAUUUUUUCCACUUGUAUACGCCAAUUGAGAAUUCGCUUUCAAUUUGCAUUUUGAGUUUCAUUUAAAUUCUUAAGAUAAUUAAAGUAAUCUUGAAUUGGGAUGGAAGCACUUGGAGUAUUUGCAUAAAGUUCAUUUCUAUACCAGAAGGGAAAAUGGGUUUGCAAACAUAUAUUGUUCUGGUAUUUCUACCAGGGUUUGUGGUCAGCCAGGGAAUAGACCAGCACAAAAAUUUCAAUUUAAUAAAUGAGGAAAGAUGUGGAAUACCGAAGGCAGCACAACGACAAAUUCAUCAUGGAGCAAAAGCUACCGCAGGUCAAUUUCCUUGGAUGGUUUUAAUAACAGCUAAUUUGAUAGAAAAAUUAAAUGAAUCACAUUCGAUCUCAUCCCCAAUUACUUGUACUGGAACAAUAUUAAAUGCCAAGUACAUUUUGUCAGUUGCUCACUGCUUCGUGGUCGAUCCGCCCUAUGAACUACAUAAUAUUGAAUUCACAAUACCUGAAAUCGGACCCAUUACAGAACCGAACAAGAAGAAAAAAGUUUACCAUGGCGAAUAUGUAAUAAGACAUCCUGAGUACAGAACCACAUAUUUUUGGAAUGACAUAGCUAUAAUCAGAGUCAAAGGAACUAUCGAAUUCUCUGACACUGUUGGUCCAAUUUGUCUGGAGCAUGGAAGACUGCUGGAAGAGGAUUAUACUGGAGUUAUGGCCUCGGUUGCUGGGUUCGGAGUUUACGAUUUCAAGGACGUAUUUUCGAAUAAUUCGUUGGAAAGAAACAAUCCUGUAAUAGAUAAUGACCUCCGCUAUCUGCCCAAUUUUCCAAUAGUAGACGAUGAACAGUGCAUAGACUAUAUUGCAGAUUGCUGUCAAGAGCUUGUUGAAUCGAUAAAUAGAUCUGUACUCAACUCACAGAUCUGUGCUGGUGGGGAGGUUGAGAAAUUCGCUUAUACAGGGGAUUCGGGGGGCCCUCUAAUGGUGAUACAAUCUGAAAAUAAAGGGGGUGCACCACGGCAUUACCAGGUGGGGAUCACCAGUUUUUCCAAAACUGCUACCACUUUAAAGUACACCUAUCCGAAUGUUUUUGUCAGAGUUCGCUACUAUAUUGAAUGGAUUCUGGAUAAUAUGGAACCCGCCGGUUGGCUAUCCGAAUGAGCCAGCCAAUUCCAAGUCCAUCUGAUGUGAAAUCUAUUGAAUAUGAAAUGUAUUAAAUACUAUUACGUAUGA